AUGCAGGUUGUUCUGAAGGGCAUUCGCGAUCCUCUUUGGUAUGCUCGCAUUCUCGAAAAGCACCUGGAGUCGACUACGCGCGCCAUCCGACGCCAGGUGCUCAACAAGAGCAACAAGCGCCAGCAUUAUCGACUCACUGACCAAGACCUACAAGAAGGAACCGACCACUUUCUUGAAGCCGAGGGGCCGCCUACCAUCGACUAUCCCUUCCACAGAGACAGUUACUACAUGCUCGAAGCCUACCUGCCCAAUCGCUCCUGGAUUGAUGGGAAAUGGGUCUAUCUACCAGCCAGCCUUCACGAGAGAGACGUCGCUGGUCUGAUCAACAGUCUAUUUCCUCCAACAACAGCCAACAUCAUCAGCAUGGAGGACGUCUACCAACACUUUGGACGGCACAGUCUUUGGGACAAGCACGAUGUCUUCAAGUCCCCCACCUUUGAUGUGACUGAAAUAUGGGUCGACUCGGAGGGCAAAAAUAAAAGCCUUAUUCAAAAUCGAAAGAUCUCUUCGCCCGACGUCGACAACUGGCUCGACGAACCUUUUUGUCAGUCGCUCCCCUCCCUUUCCGGGACAGGCACCCGGGUGGUCCGCAUCGUGUGGGUUGGUCAAGAUGUGGUGGUGGGAGGGGGUCGUUCUGGUCCAUCAACCAGAAUUCUGGAUCAGCUGGCGGAGAGGUGGGGACUGCGGUCUGCAAUGGACUAUGCUCGCAGCUCCUUUGCUGGUGUCUCCGCAUGCCCCGGCCGGGAUAACUCCACCUUCUUCACCGUCACCUAUCACCCAAAGUUGGCAGUCUCAUGGUCCUACAACAUCACCUCCAUCGGAGUCCCUCGAACUCAUGCUGUCAUCUUUGCUGAGGGGGAAGAGAGGGCCGAGUUGUCCCGUAUUCUCAAGUCAACCUGGGGGCCGGCACUGGCCACCGAUGCCAUGUUCCCGGCUCUUAUCUGCAGCUUACUACUGGCCCACGAGCUAGACAGCACCUUGGACGAUAUCAAAAAGGUGGUUCGUGAGGUGGAGGCUCGUACGGGACACCACAGAUUCACUAGUCGAAGAGAAACACAGCCUGCGGCGGGGGAACUCGGUCAGCUGUCAGCUCAGAUGAGCGGGUGCGCUGCCAAGCUGGCAAAUGGUGCUCGCAAGCUGAAGCUAGUCGAGGAAAUCAACCAUCUCAUCAGUCACCAUUCUUCCUCUCCUCCGCUACCUGCAGCAACGCAACGUAAUCAGACGCAACCACCGAAUGUGGCCUCUUAUCGCUUCUAUCAAACCCUGCCCCUCCAAACGGAGACGGCACAACAGCUGGCUGGCGCGCCAACAGCAUGGGUUUCCCUGCUCUCCCACCGUGCCACCAUGCAGCAGACUGAGUUGACGUACACACAAUCCCGCAUCGACAUCCAGAUCCGGGCCCUCUUCCACCUGAUUGCACAGCAAGACAACGCCAUCGCUUUCGACACAGCCUCGGCGACUCGGAGCAUCGCUGCUUCCAGCCUUCAGGACUCGAGCAGCAUGAAGAUGCUGGCUUUGGUAGCUAUGUUCUUCCUGCCUGGUAGCUUCAUCGCGGCACUAUUCAGCACCCCGCUUUUCAAGUGGGAUGAAGCGGCAGCGGCAGAGUCAGAGUCUACCAUGAGGGUGGGGAUAAGACCACAGUUUGCGCUCUUUUGGGCCGUUACUGUUCCCAUCACGGUUGCGGUAUUCAUCAUGUACGGGGUAUGGAUGUGGGUGGUCAAGAAGAAAGACAAAAGGAGAAGGAAGAAGGGUCUGCAGGUACUUGUGUGA
Podospora bellae-mahoneyi is the source of this 1770-nucleotide messenger RNA. RefSeq lists its product as uncharacterized. The coding region runs from base 1 to 1770 and encodes 589 amino acids. The record is from RefSeq and is a predicted model, not a curated record. NCBI's taxonomy places the organism in Eukaryota, Fungi, Ascomycota, Sordariomycetes, Sordariales, Podosporaceae. The transcript is spliced from 2 exons.